Durusdinium trenchii is the source of this 1672-nucleotide messenger RNA. NCBI's taxonomy places the organism in Eukaryota, Dinophyceae, Suessiales, Symbiodiniaceae. The record is from the annotation of a GenBank genome assembly.
GCCAAGAAGACAAAACGCCUCUGCAAAGUAUGGGGCGUUAUGAUGAGCAAAGUGGCUGGGAAAGAUAGCAAGAACAGCCCAAGGCUUCAUCUGCUCAGGUGGCAUGUGCGCAGGAGCCCUAAACCAUCGAGAAGGACAAGAAGACAAAAUGACAAGGAUGUUGGAAAUGUGGUGGUGUGCGAUUGCGAGGUGAAGUCGACCAUCACGGGUCAGGUCUCAAUUGAGAUUGCUGGGCAUGAUGGUGACAAUUGGGAUUUGGAGAUAAAUUCAAACAACCUCAUGCAGGAGGCCCCCAUCAAGAAGAACAGCAAGCAUUGGAUGGCCAACAAUGAAGAGGUUUGCGUCCUGCAGGUGCAACAGCUCCCGAAGCGGCACACGCAGAAGAGUGCAUAUGGCAUCUUGGGCAAUCCUUUUGAGGAUAAAGGCCGAACUCCCUUUGGUUUCUUACAUCCUGGACCAUUUCCGGGCGCUUUGAUGGGUCCAUUAAUGCUCCCUUUGGGCCCGAUGAUGGGGCCUGGAGGAAUGCCACCCCCACCACCAGGUGGCAUGGGGAUAAGGCCAGCAAACAAGGAGGCUUUCAAGAAGGCAGCAGAACAGGCUUCAGAGAUUGGAGAGGUUGUGCAAGGCAUGGAAGAAGCAGUGGAAGAAGCCAAGGCGAAGCAUGAAGGAAGAGCUGGACUUAUGAAAGAGCUGCUGCACAGCCUUUCAAACAUGCCAGGUACAGGGAAGGUUAUGAAGGAAGAUGUUACGCAGAUCAUGUCCAAUGGUGAGAGAUGUGUCACUGAGCUGGUGAGAGCAGCAAACGGCACUGUCCUGAAGGAGACCACUUGGCUGGUAGAUGAAGAUGGGACAAAGCAGAAAGAAGCGACGCCUGGUCACUGCAAGAAACGACGAAGACUACAGGCCGUCCGUGCUGAUGCUGAAGCUAGAGCACAAUUACAGAGUCGACGUCUUCAGGGAGAUGAAGACCUUUGGGUACUUGGAGACGUCUUCCUCAGAAGGCACCUCGUGGCCUUUGACUUUGAGAAUUCCAGGUUGGGCUUCGCAGUUGAAGAGGCAUCACCAGAAGAUCUGGCAAACCGUGAAGCAGAGAUGGCCCAGGAGGAUGCAGAGGGAGGCUCAAUCGAGCCUUUGGAAGGAGAAAAUGGAGUCGAACAGUUCAAUGAGGAUGGUGCUGGCCAAGUUCCACCCAAUGAGGUGUGGCAAGGAGGUGCGAUGGGCCAAGGUGCUGCAGAUCACCCACCAGAGGUGGUCUACGAUGAGGAAUUUGGCUCGGAGUCUAGUGUUGGGAUGAAGACAGUGCUGGUUGCCACAGCCCUUGUCAUGGGUGUUGGUGCUUUUUGCGGUCUAUUUGGCAGCACCAGGGGCGGCCUGGAGGAGACCAGGCAACCAGCCUUCAACUACCCAGAAGAAGAGGAAGGUACAGCCUGCAUGUCAGAUCCUGAUGCUGAAGCAAGGCGGCAAACUAAUGAAGCAGCUGAAUGAGGAUUUUGCGACAAAUCCUGAAGCUGCAGGUGUGAAGAGCCAGGCUCAGCGCACGGCACGUGCGAGGCCAUAUUUGGAGCGUACCGUGGCACUCAGUCAAAUAUUUCGCCAAAGUUGCGGAGCUAGCUGAGCUGAGAUAGGUUGCACAAGGUUGCAGCACACAGUGAGCCGUCUUGGAAGAAUAACC